AUGAUCAGUAGUAGUAAUAAUAAGGUUUAUUUUCAUACUUCUGUAAAAACAGUAUCAACUACAACUUCCAGUUUUUCCACCAUCUCUACUAAUAAUAAUAACAAUGUUAUUAAUCACAAAGUUGGAGUUAUUGGAGCAGGACAAAUGGGAUUGGGAAUUGCAUUUGUAAUUGCAAAUGUUAGUCGUUUACCUGUUAAAAUCAUGGAUUCAAAUCCAAAUCAAAUUGAAAAAGCAUUGAAAUUUAUUGAUGGCCUACUUGAGAAAGACAUUAAAAAAAAUCAAAUUACAGAAGAACAUGCUAGUUUAACAAAAUCAUUAAUUAAAACAACAGAAAAUAUUUCAGGGUUAAGUGAAAUGAAUUUUGUGAUUGAAGCAGUACCAGAAAAUCUAGAAUUGAAAAAAAAGGUGUUUAUUGAUCUGGAUAAGUCAACUAAACCAGAUACAAUUCUUGCCACCAAUACCAGUAGUAUUAGUAUUACUAAGAUUGCAGCAGUUACAAAAAGACCACAGAAGGUGAUUGGUAUGCAUUUUAUGAAUCCGGUGAGUGUGAUGAAAUUGGUUGAAAUUAUUCCUGGUUUAGCCACAUCAGAUGAAACUUUUGAUACAACCAAAAAUUUAGCUAUUUCCAUGGGUAAAACAUGUACAUUGUCAAAAGAUGUUCCGGGAUUUAUAGCAAAUAGAUUAUUAAUGCCUUACAUUAAUGAAGCUAUUAUGGUAUUAGAACAGGGCAUAGCAACUUGUGAAGAUAUAGAUACCACUAUGAAAUUAGGUACAAAUAUCCCAAUGGGUCCUUUAACUUUAGCUGAUUUCAUAGGCCUUGAUACAUGUUUAGCAAUAAUGAAGGUGUUACAUACAGAGAUUGGUGAUACUAAAUAUAGGCCAGCUAUUUUAUUACAAAAAUAUGUUGAUGCUG
This is a messenger RNA of Entrophospora candida, 913 nucleotides long. The record is from the annotation of a GenBank genome assembly. NCBI's taxonomy places the organism in Eukaryota, Fungi, Glomeromycota, Glomeromycetes, Entrophosporales, Entrophosporaceae.